Molecule: messenger RNA, 1543 nt
Organism: Microbotryum saponariae
Lineage: Eukaryota; Fungi; Basidiomycota; Microbotryomycetes; Microbotryales; Microbotryaceae
Source: the annotation of a GenBank genome assembly
AUGCUCGCCCGACAACUCACGCGAUCUGCGCCUCGCUCAUGCAAGGCUUUGCUUCCUGCACCCACGGUUGCAGUCGCUCGAUUGGGAUGCAGCUCCCGUGCUUAUGCUGCUGUUCCAUUCACGUCGGCACUGCUGUCGCCUCUGUCGGUUCGCAACUUUAGCCAGACCUGCACUCGGUUCGACCAGAGUCAGUCCCUUGAUUGUCCCAUGUGAGGACACCAUGAACAAGGUUAGCUGACCUUGUCCGUCGAAAAACCUGCUCCUAAAACCGUGCUCGUACUGCGGUGGUGCUGCCUGCCUUCCCCUCUGCUCUAAUGCAGGCGCCUUGACCGCCAAGUUGGACGAGGAGAUCAACUACGAACAGGAACAAGCCGCCGAGACCAACAAUCAUGAGCCCGACUUCCUCAAAGAAUUCAAAAAUCAAGGUGUCUGGGAGGUGAGUUGGCAUUCUCUGUCCUGAUAUCAAAAGAUAUCGGGUACGAUCGCGAUCAAUCGACCGACUGACCACCGCCGGCACGCUUUUCCUCAGAUCAUCGACGAGCCGGGAGCUGACGAAGUCAUCCUCACGCGCACAUUCGGCCAAGAAACGUGGGUGAUGGCGCAGCAAGCACAUUCAAGCAUUCAACGACGGCUGAAUUGCUGCCCUCGAAUGCCGAUUUACCCCGCAGGAUCCGCCUCAUCUUCUCCAUCUCGGACAUCGACGCUGAUGCACCUCAGCCGCCGGAGCUCGAGCCCCAAGAACAAGACUACAUUGAUACGGGCGCAUCGCCCGAUGCUGGAUCAGGUGGGUUGGGCGACGAGGCGACGGAAUCGCCUUUGGACGAGGACAUUUCCAUCCAGGCCGCCAUCACCAUCACCAAGCCAGGAGGUGGAGCUCUCAGUAUCGAUGCCGUUGCACAAGGUUUGUCUGCUUGCCCCCCCCCGAGCGAUACAAUGGGCUCUCUGUCGCGCCAUCUGCCCGUCGGAUGCUAAGGAUUUGCAUAUAUCUUCUGCGGUAGAUGGUAUUUUCACCAUCAACAAUGUCACAUUCUACAAGGAUGCCCACAUCGCCAUCUCGAUGAGUUCAGAAGCAGAUUGGACUCGACAAGGCCUCUACAUGGGCCCCGCGGUGAGUCGAUCCCUUCCUGCACACAUGCAAGUUUCCGAAGAGCUGUCACACUGAUGCAUGGUCCCGUGCAGUUCGAGAACCUCGACGAAGGUGUUCAAAACGAGUUUGAGGCCUUCCUUGAAGAACGUGGGAUCGACUCGAACCUGGCCAUUUUCAUUGCUGAGCUCGCCGAACACAAGUCAGUCGCUCGAAUCUGCUGCCUGCACGUGAACCCUAGCCCUCGCUAAUUUUGUCCCUCAAAUCUAUCCGCGCGACCCCAGGGAGCAAAAGUAAGGACCAACCUCUUCGAUUUAAUCGCGCUCUGAACGAACGAAAGCUGACUACCCAUCCUGCGUUCUUUCUUUGCCCAACUUGUGGCACUUACACCUUCAUUUGCUCCCUUUCAGGGAAUAUGUUUCAUGGCUCCACAACGUCAAAGAUUUCCUGGAGAGGUGA